Molecule: messenger RNA, 465 nt
Organism: Sporothrix schenckii 1099-18
Lineage: Eukaryota; Fungi; Ascomycota; Sordariomycetes; Ophiostomatales; Ophiostomataceae
Product: small subunit ribosomal protein S27Ae
Exons: 2
Coding region: 1-465 (154 amino acids)
Biological process (GO): protein ubiquitination; translation; modification-dependent protein catabolic process
Cellular component (GO): nucleus; cytoplasm; ribosome
Molecular function (GO): structural constituent of ribosome; ubiquitin protein ligase binding; protein tag activity
Source: RefSeq, a predicted model, not a curated record
AUGCAGAUUUUCGUCAAGACCCUCACGGGCAAAACCAUCACCCUUGAGGUGGAAAGCUCCGACACCAUCGACAAUGUCAAGUCGAAGAUCCAGGACAAGGAGGGCAUCCCGCCUGACCAGCAGCGCCUGAUCUUUGCUGGCAAGCAGCUCGAGGACGGCCGCACCCUGUCGGACUACAACAUCCAGAAGGAGAGCACCCUGCACCUGGUCCUGCGCCUGCGUGGUGGUGGCAAGAAGCGCAAGAAGAAGGUGUACACCACCCCCAAGAAGAUCAAGCACAAGCGCAAGAAGACCAAGUUGGCUGUGCUCAAGUACUACAAGGUCGAUGGCGAUGGCAAGAUUGAGCGCCUCCGCCGCGAGUGCCCCAACGAGACUUGCGGUGCCGGUGUCUUCAUGGCUGCCAUGCAGGACCGCCAAUACUGCGGCCGCUGCCACCUGACCUACGUCUUCGGCGAGAACAACUAA